AUGAACGGCACAAUAGUAACACCAGAAGAGUUUCACGAUGCUCUCAAGCAAAAUGUCACUGACAGUUGGGAUAUGAUGGUGGCUUAUGCUCAAGAUCCCCUCAAUCGAUCCCUUUCAAAAGUUUGGGAUAAGAAGGGGGAGUUCACCAAGAUUCAAUUCAGCAUCCGCAAUACAUAUGAUGUUAUUGUAAUUGACCAGGAUUUUGUCGUUGAUCUCGGAGCUCCUUCGUUGCAGUUCAACAUUACUGCGGAUAUCCCAAUCGCUGUUCUCACUUUGACGGUGAAUGGUACCAUUACCACGAGUAUUUCUGAAGAAAAGCAUCCAGGGACACCAAAAACUAUUCCAAAGGACAUCUAUCAAUUACAGGUCACUGUACCAAUUGUUGGAAUCACCGGAAACCAAGUUUGGGAUGAGGGUCAUGUCAUAAAAUUCGAGGAGGAGGAUGACGAUAAAGCCUGUCAUCUUAUUUUCCAUUUCCAGAAUUCUCAGACCACAUGGGACAUGCUAGGACAUUCUUCAAGCUCUCUUAACGAUGACACUGUCGACAAAUCAAUGCAACAAUCCUUGGACAGCAUCAAAAUUCACUUCAAAAACAAACAAAAUACCGACUGGAUCGACUAUAAGGUAGCAGAGGUGACUAACAAAAAACAUCCCACUGCUGCCAACGGGGAGCUACUUUGCCCCAAGUCCUUUACGAUGUCGUCUCAGAAGGGGUUUUUGCUAGUUUCUAUCACGACAGUUGGAACAGAUGGUAAUGAGAAUCCUCGUUUCAAUACAAAAGGUACAAAAACUAUUGCGCUGAUAUUCAAAGACUACGAAGCGAACGAGCAAAUGGGAAUGGAGCUUGUACGGAAUGUCGUUGAAGUUUAUGCCGACCAAGUAUUCAAAGACGAUGCGUAUGAAGAAUUCAUGGGUGCAAUCGUAGAUCAUCUUCUCACUGUACACGACAAAGAUGCUGCCCUUCGAGAAGGCAAAUUGAUUGCUUUAAGAGUCAAAAAGCUAACAGAAACAACUACAAAUCUUCAGGCGGAACAACUAAAUACCCAGCAGGAGUUGAGAAGGGAAAGAGCAAAGGCACAGGAAGAGCAUUGGACGCAGAAGGAUAUUGAUAAGAUGGAGGCGAAAUAUAAGACGGAAGUUGAGGACAAUAUGAACAAGCAAACUGACGCUGAUACGGAACGAUCUGAACAACAAUUGGAAGGCAGAAAGAGUGAUGAGAAGGCUGAAGAACUCUUGGAAGAGGCGGAUAAGAAGAAAAGGGAAAAGGAAAAGGAAAAGGAAAAGGCGGAAAAGAACUUUUGGGAAGAUAAAUAG
Botrytis byssoidea is the source of this 1314-nucleotide messenger RNA. RefSeq lists its product as uncharacterized. NCBI's taxonomy places the organism in Eukaryota, Fungi, Ascomycota, Leotiomycetes, Helotiales, Sclerotiniaceae. The record is from RefSeq and is a predicted model, not a curated record. The coding region runs from base 1 to 1314 and encodes 437 amino acids. The transcript has 3 exons.